This is a messenger RNA of Podospora bellae-mahoneyi, 447 nucleotides long. RefSeq lists its product as uncharacterized. Bases 1 to 447 code for a protein of 148 amino acids. The record is from RefSeq and is a predicted model, not a curated record. The transcript has 3 exons. Lineage: Eukaryota; Fungi; Ascomycota; Sordariomycetes; Sordariales; Podosporaceae.
AUGUCAGAGACUCAACCUGGGGACGAACGCCUAUCAAUGCAAUCCACCACUUUCAAAGUGCACCCAGUCUACUCGUCCUCCAACAGAUUGGCGAUGCCUGGGAGUUCAUCAUCCUAUGUGUCUCUUGGCAGCAUCGGCAAACUGCUCUUGCUGGAGACGUUCGAGUUCCUCCAAUGUCAUGCCGCUCUGCUCAAACUUAACAAAGGAAACCCCAAGGUCUCUCACCUUUUGGACUUCCUUGUGCUCUGCAGCGGCUUCCAAAACGGCAGGGACGUAGUCGGCAAAGCCGAGUUGCUCCAAUGCCUUGGUGAUGUGGUCACAAGCGAUAGUCUUUUUGGCUUCCUUCUCAGAAAUCUCGUUUGCCUCGCUAGAGAUGAGAGUGAUGAACUCGACACAGCACUCUAUAAGGAGGUCGCGGGCCUCCUUGGCGAAGGCGAUGCCUGUUGA